UUCCACUAUUCUCUAUUCCCAAUGCCUGUAGAAUUUUCUCUUUAUAUUUGUGUUAACUCCUUUGUGACUAUCUUUUUUUUGUAUAACACAAAUUCACACUAGGAGGCCAGGACUGUCUAAAUAUAACUCACUAUAGUUGACAAAACAAUCUUUUCCAUUUUUUCAAAUCAAAGGUUAAGAUAUAGCCUUAGUUAUUUCGAGAAUCUUUUAAAACAAAAUAGUAUAAGUAUUAUCAGACUUAUCACGCUGCGCUUCACUUCUGUCCAAAGAGAAGAAAAAAAACUUUAGUUCGUACGGUCGCAUUAACUUCGAAGAAGACAGGAUGUUAGCCCAAUAUAUAUCAAUAUUUAUAGACCUUAUAAGGAGGCAGACAUUAUUUGAAUCCCAACAUUUAGAUGCUUAGAGAUACGAUUCAAUAACCUUCUUUGUCACAUUAUCACUUAACAAGAAAUCAGGAAUCGGCUAAUUUUUUUAAAGAGAAAACAAUAUAAGUUAGUAAGCAUAUAUAUUUGUGUUGAUUUGAUUAUCAACCUGAUGAUUGAAUCUUUAAUUCAGCAAACUCAAAGCUUGAUAAGAAAUUUAAAUACUAAAUCAAAGAGCAUGUGUAAUGUGAGUGUGAUGAACCCUUCUUUUCCAAACAAAUUUUAUAUAAUUGAUGGGUUAUAGCUACAUUCGGCUGGUAAACUCAUUAUCAUUUGCGUCUGAUAAGAGGAUUCCUUACAACACAAUCACCAGCUAGCAAGUGACAACAUACGACUCAAUUACGGCAUUUCAAAAUAGUACACUUGUAAGCUUGUUACUAGCUCGGUCUUUGACUUUUCUUAGGUUAUGUGCCAGGAGAUGAUAAGAUCGACUCUAGGUCAAUCAUCGUCCUUUAAAAGACAAAAAAACGAACACUUUGGUUUACUCAAUUAACUCUCACAUGCAAUAUGAUAAGGGACCCAUAUGAUAAUCCACGCUACUCAUUUUUUUUUUUUUGGUAAAUAUGACUAUCCACGCUACUUUUUUUUUUGAUAAACUUUAUCGGCUAAUCCGGUCGGGUUGCCUAUACAUAAAUGACCAUGAUAUAUAUUUAGAUUAUGGCAUUUAAUUAAGGAAUGCAGACCUAACUUAAAACUUAACUCAUAUCAAAUAUCUAAUCUUUCACAAAAUGAUAAUAAAACAAAACGUAGCAUACAAUACCAGUCAUCAAUACCAGUGAUGACCGCAGAAAUGAUGGAGACCAACAAAAAAUUAUUAAGAAUUUUAAUAUUUUGAAAGAUUAUCCCUAUGUAUAUUAAAUCAUAAAAAUAAACUUAUUAAGAUAAUAUUUCAUUUCACUAAGCUUAAAACUGGCUCUGCAUUGCAAAUAGUGCAACCCUCAACAAAAUCCCAACGCAUUUUCCUACAAUGCUUUCAACCUGAGGCUAUAGAAAACAUGACGGUGACAAAUAACGUUGGUAACGUUGUAUAUACUAAGUUUGGUGAAUAGAUGUUCCAUCGAGUCCCAGCCACAUAACAGUUACAAGACUACACAAUGAACAUCACUCUCUAGCUACACUUUAUUAAGACCAUUUCUAAAUUUCUUAUUUUGCCAAGAACCUACCUAACAUUACCUUUAAAGAGAGAAUGAAACAGGACAGUAGGACAAUAAAUUCCUUUUUCGCCGGAGAAAAUUCAAAGGUUGUUGAUGGUUUCCUGACCUCCUUAUUUCCGAGAUAAGCAAUCAAAGUUUGUCGUUAUCAAAUUAGAUAUGACAAUAAGUUAUCAUUUGAAAUGCGAGGAGAUAUACAGGUGAGCGCGCGUAAGAGAUUUGAAUAAGUGGAUAUGUAGUUUCUAGAUUUGCUUUGAAUUUGGAUCAUUAAUAGAUAGCGUACACGGCUUUUUUAAUGUAAACUUCAAACCUCUAUCAACGCGUUUACUAUUGCAUGAAAAUAUUUAAUGUGCCAACUCAUCUCAGUUCGUGAUUAACUGAUCAACCACGUAGGAGGUAUUUUUAUUUGUUGUGAAUUGAUGAAUCACGUAACUAGUAUGAUAUCUACUCUUUUUCAUGUCAACAAUUAUAUAAUAUGAUAUGGCAAGUGAUGUUUGACUUUUUUUUAAACGGUGGUUAAGAUAGCAAUUAGGUAUAUUAAUUUAUACUACUACAUUUACAAAAUAAGCAAUUAUUGCAAUUAUUUUGUAUUUUAGUUUUUUUAUUUUUCUUAAUUUUCUCUAGAAAAUAUCAUGUAUUUUUUUUUCUUCUUUGUUGAAAUUAACGAUUUGACCUAUUCAUUUGCAUGUGACAAUUCAAAACAUGUAUUAAUUUAUUUUUGGUCAAUGGUGGCAAAUCAUGUAUUCUUGACAAAAUUGGACGUUGUGUUCUAAAAAAGAGUUUUGAAAAUAAGUUUUUUUUCUUCUAAGAAACAAAGAAACUAUGUACACGGUGUAGAUUAUUCUAGUUUCUACACAUCCAAACAGAUGAUAUAUUUAUUGAUAUUUUUUGUUAAUUAGUACUCCAUUAUUAAUUCUAAAACUAUAACAAUAGUACGUAGCUACUUAGUUUAUGCAAUAUAGAUUCAUAAGUCUAUCUAGACAUUAUCACAUAUAUAAUUCGUCACAAAAUUUCACAAUAUUACCUUUUUAUUCUGGUAGAGAUCACUAUCAGAUAACAAGUUCUUUUAAGAAAAUAGAUAAAGAUAAUUAAUCACGUACUUUAAAAACCAUACGUCAACAGCUAACAAAAGUCUUCAAGGAAUAAAAUAGUCAAAUAAAGAACCAAUAGAAUUAUUAAACAUUUCAAAUAGCAAAAAUAGAAAUAAUGAAAACCAAAAAAGAAACGUGACACGAAAGAAAAGAUGGAAGCUGACCUAUGGCUCUCCUUCAUCCACUACUUAAGGAAUAUAAAUGACCUUUUCUUUCCGACUCAGUCUUCAAAGAUAAGCAAAAAAGUAUAUUUUGGCAAAUAUUCCGAAAGCCCUUUUUAGAAUCCUGAUCGAGAAACUCAAGAUGACUAUGUCGGAGAACCAAAGAAACCUUGAAGCUGGGUUGUUACUGAACAAGAACCGAAACGACAUCAACGAGUGUCGUAUCACUGCCGUUGUGAUCUUCAGCACCUUUGUAUCUGUUUGUGGCUCUUUCUGCUUUGGCUGUGCGGCAGGUUAUUCAUCAGUUUCUCAAACAGGGAUCACAACAGACUUAGGUCUCUCGGUUGCACAAUACUCCAUGUUUGGGUCACUAAUGACUUUUGGAGCCAUGUUUGGUGCCAUCUUUAGUGGAAAAGUCUCAGAUCUCAUUGGUAGAAAAGGGACAAUGUGGUUUGCUCAAGUUUUUUGCAUCGCCGGUUGGCUUGCAAUAGCAUUUGCACCGGACACAGUUUGGCUAGAUGCUGGAAGGUUUUCCACUGGAUUUGCAGUUGGUUUAUUUAGCUACGUGAUACCAGUUUAUAUCGCAGAAAUAACACCAAAACAUGUCAGAGGAGCAUUUGUAUUUUCUAAUCAGCUGAUGCAAAGUUGUGGGUGUUCAUUAUACUACGUCAUUGGAAACUUUGUUCAUUGGCGUAAUUUGGCUUUAAUUGGUCUGAUUCCAUGUGCUUUGCAAGUUGUGACUUUGUUCUUCAUUCCAGAGUCUCCUAGAUUACUGGGGAAAUGGGGACGUGACAAAGAAUGUAAAGCUUCAUUGCAGCUUCUCCGUGGAGAUGAAGCUGAUGUCUCUGAAGAAGCCAACGCUAUCAAAGAAACCAUGGUGUUAUUUGAUCAAGGACCAAAAUCUAGAAUUAUGGAUUUGUUCCAGAGGAGAUAUGCUCCAUCUCUUGUUAUUGGUGUGGGGCUAAUGCUUCUGCAACAGCUCUCUGGAAGCUCAGGGGUUAUGUUCUAUGUCGGUAGCGUAUUUAAUAAAGGAGGAUUUCCAAGCGACAUUGGCUCAAUGAUUCUCGCAGCGAUCAUGAUACCAAAAGCUUUAUUGGGUCUGAUUUUGGUUGAGAAAAUGGGCCGAAGGCCUCUUCUACUGGCCUCUACUAGUGGAAUGUGCCUUUGUAGCUUGCUCCUCGCAUUUUCCUUCAGCUUUCGGUCAUAUGGCAUGCUCGAUGAGCUUACUCCUAUUUUUACAUGCAUCGGUGUAGUGGGCUUCAUCUCUGCAUUUGCCGUAGGCAUGGGAGCCUUACCAUGGAUCAUCAUGUCCGAGAUUUUUCCAAUGAAUGUUAAAGUUUCAGCUGGGACUAUUGUUACCUUAGCCAACUGGUCCUUUAGCUGGAUUAUAGCUUUCGCGUUCAAUUUCAUGAUAGAAUGGAACGCAUCAGGAACAUUCUUGAUCUUCUUUAGUAUCUGCGCUGCGGGUAUAGUCUUUAUUUAUGCAAUGUUACCCGAAACCAAAGGACGAACAUUAGAAGAUAUACAAGCUUCUCUUACAGAUUUUCUACAAUGAGAUUGAGAUGUACAUGUGCAUAGUUAUUCUUUUCUUGGAUACAAAAUAGGGGAGGUUUAUAGUAUUUUUUUGUUAUAAUUAUUUGUACAAUAGAGAGAAGGGAUGAUCAUCACUUGAACAAGAAACAUUUUUAGAUCUCUAUGUCUCUCUUUGUGUGUUACACAGCUACUCCCACAUUUGUAUAGUAUUGUCCCAGUUUACGCAAAAAAGGAAUUAUAAAAUCAUGGCCGACUAUAAUUAUGGUUUUCGGCCUCUUUCAUGUAA
This is a messenger RNA of Brassica rapa (field mustard), 4644 nucleotides long. Its product is annotated as sugar transporter ESL1. Gene Ontology annotation, biological process: carbohydrate transport; transmembrane transport. Gene Ontology annotation, cellular component: membrane. NCBI's taxonomy places the organism in Eukaryota, Viridiplantae, Streptophyta, Magnoliopsida, Brassicales, Brassicaceae. The record is from RefSeq and is a predicted model, not a curated record. Gene Ontology annotation, molecular function: sugar transmembrane transporter activity.